AUGCACUUCUCGUCUCAUCUAUGGCUGACGGCUACAGCUGGAGUACUCUCAGCUACUCAAUCAUCGGCCGAAUGCACGCGCGAAGGUCUUCUUGCAGCCGCAGACUCCUAUCUAGCGGCUCAGGUUGCGGGCUCUCCUAGCAGUCUCAGCCUCGCGCCCACGAACUUCACAUAUCUGCAAAACAACAAGGCUUCCAACAUUGCGACUGGUCUUCUCUCAACGUCCUUCGUCAUCGACCUCAACCGCUCAUCCACCGACAUCGAAGCAUGCGCCAGCUACACAAUGUGGAUCAGCGCUUCUGCGAACAAACCCUACGUAGUUAGCACCCAGAUCCGCCAUCUGAACAACGACACGUCGACCAUCAGCUCCAUCGAUACCGUAGCGGCCACAACCGGCGACCUAUUCUUCGACGCGAAGAAGACCCUUUCCUACAUCCGCGCCGAAUCGUGGUCUACCCUUCCCACCGCCUCGCGACCCUCACGUGCUCUCCUCAAGUCUGUCGGUGACGCCUACCUCGACAUGUGGACGAAUGCUACUGCUGCCGACACUAUACCCUGGGGUACUCAAUGUGAGAGGGUGGAGGGAAGCAUGUAUACCAACCCUUGUGGAGCGAGUCUUCCGCACGGAGGGAGUCAGAAAGCGAAUGGCAUGAGGCGAUACGUUAUCGAUGAGAGUAUCGGUAGUGUGCAGGUCAGUUGCCAGUUCGAUAGCUUAGGAGCUUGGCCGGACAGUCAUGAGAUAAGGGUUGAGGGUGGGACGGUGAGGUACGUGCAUACCGUCACUGUACUGAGGGGUGUCGGCGCUUGA
This is a messenger RNA of Alternaria incomplexa, 807 nucleotides long. RefSeq lists its product as uncharacterized. The coding region runs from base 1 to 807 and encodes 268 amino acids. The record is from RefSeq and is a predicted model, not a curated record. NCBI's taxonomy places the organism in Eukaryota, Fungi, Ascomycota, Dothideomycetes, Pleosporales, Pleosporaceae. The transcript has a single exon.